This is a messenger RNA of Pristis pectinata (smalltooth sawfish), 2448 nucleotides long. It is a transcript of the gene trap1, whose product is annotated as TNF receptor-associated protein 1. Gene Ontology annotation, biological process: protein folding. Gene Ontology annotation, molecular function: ATP binding; ATP-dependent protein folding chaperone; ATP hydrolysis activity. The coding region runs from base 47 to 2146 and encodes 699 amino acids. Gene Ontology annotation, cellular component: mitochondrial inner membrane. The record is from RefSeq and is a predicted model, not a curated record. The transcript has 18 exons. NCBI's taxonomy places the organism in Eukaryota, Metazoa, Chordata, Chondrichthyes, Rhinopristiformes, Pristidae.
GUCCCGAAAGGACCCGGCCGGGCCCUGACGUCACGGACGCAACAACAUGGCGCAGACCAGGGUGACCCGCAUCGUCCUGGCGGCGGCCCGGCGGCUGAGGGACGGCGGAGGGACGGGGAGGGCAACUCUGCGGUUCCAGGGUGCAGCUUUCCUGAGGCACCACCAGAGAUGUGUCCCCGACACCAGGUCCCUCUGGUACCCGUACAGCACGCAGUCAGCGCGGAGUCAGGAAGGGGAGACGCUGCAUAACAUCAUCACUGACUCUGAGAAUGUGGAAGGAUCUUUUUCCAACCAUGAAUUUCAGGCUGAGACGAGAAAGCUCCUGGAUAUUGUGGCACGCUCCUUGUACUCCGAGAAGGAGGUGUUCAUUCGGGAGCUGAUAUCCAACGGAAGCGAUGCCCUCGAGAAGCUCCGUCACAGACUGGUGAGCAGUGCACAGGAGCACAGACCACUGGAGAUCCACCUCCAGAGUAAUGCUGAGAAGGGAACUCUAACCAUUCAGGACACGGGCAUCGGCAUGACCAGGGAAGAGCUCAUUCAGAAUCUGGGAACUAUCGCACACUCCGGAUCGAAGGUCUUCCUGGAGGCACUGCAGAACCAGGCGGAGAGUGGUUCUGGGAUCAUCGGGCAGUUCGGGGUUGGAUUCUACUCGGUGUUCAUGGUGGCAGACAGAGUGGAGGUGUACACACAGGCAGCAGAGCGCGGCAGCCCUGCGUAUCGGUGGGCCUCGGAUGGCUCCGGGAUGUUUGAAGUGGCCCAAGCCUCGGGAGUGAAGCCAGGAACCAAGAUCGUAAUCCACCUGAAGGAGGGUUGCAAGGAGUUUGCAACCGAAGAUCGGGUUAAAGAGGUGGUGAACAAGUACAGUAACUUUGUCAGUUUUCCGAUCUACCUGAACGGGCACCGACUGAACACUCUGCAGGCUCUCUGGAUGAUGGACCCGAAGGAGAUCAGCGAGUGGCAACAUGAUGAAUUCUACCGCUACGUUGCAAAGGCUUACGACAAACCACGUUACGUGCUGCAUUACCGGACGGACGCCCCCCUCAACAUCCGCAGCAUCUUCUAUGUGCCAGACAUGAAGCCGAGCAUGUUCGACGUGAGCAGGGAGCUGGGCUCCAGCGUGGCACUGUACAGCCGGAAGGUGCUGAUCCAAACGAAAGCCAGUGACAUCCUACCCAAGUGGCUCCGCUUCCUCCGCGGUGUUGUUGACAGUGAGGACAUCCCUCUGAACCUCAGCAGAGAGCUGCUUCAGGAGAGCUCGCUCAUCAGGAAGCUCAGGGAUGUUCUGCAGCAACGAGUCAUCAAAUUCUUCCUGGACCAAGGCAAGAAGGAGCCGGAGAAGUUCCUCAAGUUCUACGAGGAUUACGGGUUGUUCAUCCGCGAGGGGAUUGUGACAACAGCUGAGCAGGACGUGAAGGAGGAUAUCGGAAAGCUGCUGCGGUUCGAAUCGUCGGCGCUGCCGGCUGGUCAGGUGACCAGUCUGGCCGAGUACGGCAGCCGGAUGAAAGCGGGCAGCCGGAAUAUUUAUUACCUCUGUGCCCCCACCCGUCAGCUGGCCCAGCACUCGCCGUACUUCGAGGCCAUGAAGAAGAAGGAAAUGGAGGUCCUGUUCUGCUACGACCAGUUUGAUGAGCUGACUCUGCUGCACCUGCGGGAGUUUGACAAGAAGAAGCUGAUCUCCGUGGAGACCGACAUCGUGGUGGAUCACUACAAGGAGGAGCAGUACGAGGGCAGCAAGCCAGCAGCCGAGCGUCUGUCCGAUGCCGAGGCUGAGGGUCUUGUGGCCUGGAUGAAGAAUGGUCUUGGAGAGCGGGUGGCAAACAUCAAGCUGACGCCGCGCCUGGACACACACCCGGCCAUGGUCACCGUGCUGGAGAUGGGGGCAGCUCGUCACUUUCUGCGCACGCAGCAGCUCGCCAAGUCCAGCGAGGAACGAGCACAGAUCCUGCAGCCCACGCUGGAGAUCAACAGCAGCCACAUCCUGAUUAAGAAGCUGAAUGAACUACGGGACAGGAACCCGGAGCUGGCUCGCCUGCUGCUCGACCAGAUUUACGACAACGCCAUGAUUGCCGCUGGACUGAACGAUGAUCCCCGCCCGAUGAUCGGGCGGCUCAACGAGCUGCUGAGCAAAAGCCUGGAACACAGCUAGGGGUGGGGAGGGGAGGGGAGAGAGCGCAGUGACGCACUGGGGAGAGAGACAGAGCCGUCAGGGACUUGGAAUAAAGGUUAUUGGUAAAGGAACCAGAGCUGGAGAAAGAUCUGAAAGAGAAUCUGCAGGGUUUUGUAGAGCCGGAUGGGGUCUCGUUGUUCUAGUACAGAGCUUCGACGGGCUGAAUGUGCUGUAACCGUUUGGUGCUUGUGUUCCCAGAAAGAAGCGGAGAGAUGGUACAAGAUGAGAUGUUCUGUGGGGAGGCACUGUUUAAAAAUAAAACGUGUUGGCUGGUUUGUGUA